Molecule: messenger RNA, 840 nt
Organism: Budorcas taxicolor (takin)
Lineage: Eukaryota; Metazoa; Chordata; Mammalia; Artiodactyla; Bovidae
Gene: TMEM71
Product: transmembrane protein 71
Exons: 8
Coding region: 1-840 (279 amino acids)
Source: RefSeq, a predicted model, not a curated record
AUGUACCAAAUAUCUCAACUGAUGUCAACACCAGUAGCAAAUUCUUCCCAGUCGGAGAAAGAAUGUGCUGUAGAGCCGUCUCCCCCACGUAUUCUCCCAAGCUCUGUCUGUGAUUUCCUCAAUGGUGACAGUCCCUUUGAGGGUCGCUCUGGAGAUCCCCUGAUGGGCUCCCCGUUCACCUGUCGACGAAGUCCCAGACUUCUCACCAACGGCUACUACAUCUGGACAGAAGACAGUUUUCUCUGCGACGAAGACGGCAACAUAACCCUGAGCCCCUCCCAGACCAGGGUUCUCUACAAGGAGAACUUAGUCAGAAUAUUUAGAAAGAAAAGGAGAAUCCGCCGUUCUUUUUCUUCCCUCUUUGACCUCAGUGCCUCUGAAUCCUGGCUGCAUGGGAGCAUCUUUGAUGAUGUUGACUCCUCCCCCAGUGAGGAUGUCUGGUUGGAGGGGGUCAGGAGGCUGGAAACAAACCACUGCAAAGAAAAUGGAGGUGAUUUUGACUCUUCUCUGACUGAUGACUGGGAGUCACAGAAGCUGAAUGCAGAGUCUGUGAAAGCCUCCUUUUCCGGCCCCGUUGCCUCUCAGAGACCCAGAGAAAACUCCUACGGCUUGUCUCCUCAGUCCCAGUGGACAGCUUCUGAACGUUUCCAGGAAGAUGCAUUGGAUCAUCCAAAAACCAGUUUGUUACGAGAGGUCUCCUUUCAAGCAAUUCUGCUUGCCACAUGCUUAAUCAUUUCUGCCUGUGCAAGGUGGUUUCUGGGAGGAAUCAUAGCCAGUGUCUUCUCCUGUUCCUUGGUGAUAAUCAUUGCUUGUUUGCCAAAAUCUGACAACGAUUCAUGA